Messenger RNA from Ectocarpus siliculosus, 1329 nucleotides. NCBI's taxonomy places the organism in Eukaryota, Phaeophyceae, Ectocarpales, Ectocarpaceae. The record is from the annotation of a GenBank genome assembly.
AUGUGCGAUACUCUCGAAGAUGCUAAGGAGGCGAAGGCGCUAGAGUUUUCGAUAGGAGCCGGUCAGACGGUAAUAGCGGACCUCGUGUCGUUCACAACAAUCUGGACGGGAACCGUGAAGGAAAGCGAAGAUUUCGACGGUCUGCCUCGGUCGAUCUCCAUGACGUGGACUGCUGACUGCUCCACCCAGAACUUCGUGGUGCAGAUGAUAUCUCCAGCCAAAGACGGGGGUGUAGACACGAUGGUGUCUCUCCCAAACCCCAGCAACGGGGAAAACUUCUUACUCGCAACUGUCCACCACAAUUCCAUAGACGAAAUUGACGUCGAGGAUGACAUCGGGCGACGCCUCCAGAUCGCCGACAGCGUCGGUGAGCAAACCAAUCUACGACAAGGGGUCCAACGGUCUGCCCUCGACGACGGUUCGGAGAUCUUGACCCCUCGACGGCUCCUCGCCAAGGAGGCGGAAAGGGGAAUCGAGAGGGCAAGGCUGGACGACCCGGACAUCGACGCCAAGGAUAACGACAUCCGCCAACUCCAGGAGUACCGGUCAGCUUCUCCGGAAGGCCAAGAGGCAUUCCACGAACGUGGACUUCGCCGCCUGAGCGAGGACAACGUUGUCAUGCCCGGCGGCCGAGUGCUUUCGAGUGAGACCGUGAUCGACGUAUUGGUGCUGUACACGGAAAAAGCCAUGCUGGAGUCGGACUCCGGAGACGGAGCUGGCCGAAGUAUUGCACAGAUGGAGAGCGACAUAGCCACGGCUUACCAAGGGGCCAACAACGCACUAUCGGCGUCUGGGGUCAACUUCUCCGUGAGGAUCGUGCACAUGGAACAGGCACCUUUCGACGAAAGCGACAGCAUCGUCGACGACGUGCGCGCCAUCCAGAAGAACGAGGGCGUGCACAAGCUGCGCGACGAAUACGGCGCUGACCUCGUGCAGCUGAUCGGUUACUACCUCAACACAUGCGGUGUCGGGUUUACCAUGGGCAGCCCCUCUUCCGGCUUUGCUCAGUACGGCUACUCGGUGGUCCACACCAACUGCCUGUCCAACUUCUCGCACAUUCACGAGCUCGGGCACAAUUUCGGAGCCAACCACAACAAGGAGAACGCGGGGGGGAGCGACGGCGUGGAUGCCUACAACUACGCGUACCGCAACUGCGAAGUAGGCACGAAGUUUCGCACAAUCAUGGCGUACUCCUCGGGCUGCCCGUCAACUCCACGGGUGAACGUCUUCUCCAACCCCGACCUCACCUACGCCAACCAGCGCCAAGGGACGGAAAACGCGGACAACGCCCGUGUCUUGAACGAAGCCAUGUCGGAAAUUCAUCAAUGA